Rosa rugosa (rugosa rose) is the source of this 2244-nucleotide messenger RNA. RefSeq names its product O-fucosyltransferase 7. NCBI's taxonomy places the organism in Eukaryota, Viridiplantae, Streptophyta, Magnoliopsida, Rosales, Rosaceae. The transcript has 12 exons. The record is from RefSeq and is a predicted model, not a curated record. Gene Ontology annotation, cellular component: cytoplasm. Bases 248 to 1819 code for a protein of 523 amino acids.
CAUUACUAAAUAGACAGAUCAAACUACCUAAAAGCAAAAGCGGCAAAAACCUUAGAAACAAAGAAGAAGAAGAAGAAGAAGAAGAAGAAGCAACAUCAUCAAAACCCAGACACAUACCAAUCCAGCUUAAAAAACCCACAAAACCCAGAAUCCCAUAAACACUGUCUUCAACCCCAAGACUCAGUCUUUUUGAGAAUUUUCGUUUUGGUGAUGGCUACUGAUUCUUAGAGACAAUCCCACACCACAGAUGCAGAAGAAGAAGCUGAUAGCAUUGGCGGCACUGAGGAAGCUGCUAACGUGCGCCAUAUGCGUAAUAGCUCUGGUGGCUCUCUUCUCUGUCCACGUCCCCAUUUUCCCUUCCUCCAAGGUCCCUAACUUCUCUGACCCCUUCAAGCUCCCCACGAAGUUGACAACUGAGCAGAGCUGGACUCAGGAGCUUGCUCCACCUCAAUUGUGGAAAGCGCCUCUGCCUUCUCGCAAGUUGGAUCGUUCAACUGGAACUUUGGAAUCUGACAAGCUAUGGAGGCCUCCACCAAAUCGUGAUUUUGUGCCCUGUGUAGAGCCAAGUACCAAUUAUACAUCUCCUACAGAGUCCCGGGGCUACCUUCUGGUACAUACGAAUGGUGGGCUGAACCAGAUGCGUGCUGGGAUAUGUGACAUGGUAGCUGUAGCCCGUAUCAUAAAUGCCACUCUUGUAAUUCCGGAACUUGAUAAACGGUCAUUUUGGAAAGACUCUAGCAACUUUUCAGAUGUUUUCGAUGAAGACUAUUUCAUCAAUGCUCUAUCUAAUGAUGUCAAAAUAAUAAAAAAGCUUCCCAAGGAACUGGCGACUGGUACCAAAGCCGUUAAGCAUUUUAGAAGCUGGUCUGGUAUGGAUUACUACCUAGAUGAGAUAGCUAGCAUGUGGGAAGAAUAUGAGGUUAUUCGAGCUGCAAAAUCUGAUUCUCGCUUAGCAAAUAACAACCUACCUUUAGAUAUUCAGAAGCUUCGCUGCCGUGCUUGUUAUGAAGCGCUACGUUUUGCACCUCAUAUUGAAGCAAUGGGAAAAUUGUUAGUGGAUCGGAUGAGGUCCUUAGGUCCUUACAUAGCUCUGCAUUUACGAUUUGAGGAGGACAUGCUUGCUUUUAGUGGAUGCACGCAGGAUUUAUCACCAGCUGAAGCUGAUGAACUAAGAAUCAUUCGAGAGAACACCCCAUACUGGAAAGAAAAGGAAAUAAACCCCGUAGAACAGAGAUCCAAAGGAUAUUGCCCCUUAACUCCAAAGGAGGUUGGAAUUUUUCUCACCGCCCUUGGGUACCCAUCGAGCACACCAAUAUACCUUGCGGCUGGAAAGAUAUAUGGGGGCGACUCUCAUAUGGCAGAUCUGCGAUCCCGUUUUCCGAUACUUAUGAGUAAGGAAACAUUGGCAUCUGUCGAGGAGCUUGAAUCUUUCAGCGAUCAUGCAUCUCAGAUGGCUGCACUUGACUACAUUGUUUCAGUUGAAAGUGAUGUAUUUAUUCCUUCAUACUCUGGAAACAUGGCGAGGGCAGUUGAAGGUCACCGUCGCUUUCUUGGUCACAGGAAGACAAUAUCUCCUGACAGAAAAGCCCUUGUUCGUCUGAUUGACAAACUUGAGCAGGGAACCCUGAAAGAAGGAAAAAAUUUAUCAAAUCGAGUUAUUGAAUUGCACAGGAGACGGCAGGGCAACCCGCGGAAGAGAAAAGGUCCCAUUUCAGGAACCAGGGGUACGGAAAGGUUCCGUUCAGAAGAACCAUUCUAUGUUAACCCUUUACCGGAUUGUUUGUGUAAGAAGGAAUUGCCGAUGCAAGCAACUGAGUAAGGGUCUCAGAUAUUGCAAAGCAGUGCUUUCGAAAAAAGUUCCUGUGCUGCAGGGUGGUGACAUCAUUCUUUCCAAUACAUUAAUGUAACUCUACAAGCUAGUGUUAUGAUAGGCAUAGGGACACGGAUGUAUAUGUAUAUCCUGAGUUUAGGUAUAGCUGGGUUGGUAUAUCAUAGUGUCGAAGAGGAAAACGCAAGUGUCAUGUCAGGGAUUGAAUUGCCGGAGAUAGCAAGACAGGGCCUUCCAUCUAUGACCAGGGCAUCGUUAAUGUGCUUUGUGAAGUUGGCCUGUUUUCAAGGAUUUGAUAAAAUGAUUCAUUGGGGAGUACUGUACUGGGUUUAGGGAUGACUCCAAAUUUACUUCGCACUCUUCAUGUAUUCAUAGUCAUCUGAUUCAAUAAAAAUGAAAAAGAAUUUGAUUGCUUA